UUUCUUAAUAAAAUUUUAUUCGACUGUUCUUCAACAGGCUUCAGUGUAAAAUCAACGCCAAGUUAAAUUUCCUCAAAAGCAUCAGAUUCCUGGAAUUCCCAUUUAGUAUAAUCUUGUUUUAUGUCCUUUUACAUCUUCUUUCUACCCAUUUUGAUUUUUUUCUUUAUUUCUACUACUUCCUUAGUCGUCUGGGUUUUCUUUUACUACUGCUUUAAUACUUUUUUCCCAUUAUUUUCAUUUUUUUCUGGGUGCUUGUAGUAGUUUUGUACUAUUAUAUUAUAUCAUACACUUCAAUUCUUUUAGUUAAGAAACCCAUUUGAUUCCCUGUUUUUGUCAAAGUUUUCAUUUGCACACACUCACUCUCGCAGAUUAUAUACCGAGAAGACAUUCUUAUUUUAUAGUGGUGAAGGUUUUUGAGAGUCUAUGUCCCUCAAUCAAUCAAAGUUUGGUAAGAACGAGUCACAGUUUAGAAAAGCAGGUGGUGGACGAUCUUGUUCUGGCUCUGGUGGUCAGCAAAGGCCUUUUUUUGGUGGUCGUCGACGAGGUGGUGUUGGCCCCCCAUCCACUGCCACCAAACCUUAUGUUUCUUCUAAUCGAAGUUAUAAAAAGGUAGUUAAUCCUCAAAGUGGGCAGUCUGGAAGAAAUGUGGGACCAGUUAAUACUUCAAAUUUUAAUUCUCAGUCUUCCUCCAUGAGCUCAGAUUCUGCAAUGUCCUCCACCCCAUCUAAGGGUGAUGGAGUUAAGAAUUUUCCUCUGCAAUUUGGAUCCAUAAGUCCAAGUUUUUUGAAUGGGAUGCAGGUACCUGCUCGAACGAGCUUAACUUCACCUAAUUUGGAUGAGCAAAAGCGUGAUCAGGGUUCUUCCCAAGUGACGCACAGAGCUGAGAACAAGCACGAGAUAGGUAAAAUAUAUGUCGAAGAAGAAGCGAAACAGAGGAAGUUGAAGGGUAUACUGGAUAAGCUGACCCCACAAAACUUUGAGAAGUUGUAUAAGCAAGUUAAAGAAGUCAAUAUUGACAAUGUUGUGACUCUGAAGGGAGUAGUUUCUCAGAUCUUUGAGAAGGCUUUAAUGGAGCCAACAUUUUGUGAAAUGUAUGUAAAUUUUUGCAUGUGUCUUGCCUCUGAGUUGCCAAAAUUAAUUGUUGACAAAAAGAAGAUGACCUUCAGGCGAUUGUUGUUGAACAAGUGUCAAGAAGAAUUUGAGAGGGAAGAAAGAGAAGAACAAGAAGUGAAUAAUGAAGGUGAAGAUGAGAUUAAGCAAUCUGAGGAGCUAAGAGUAGAGAUGAGACUCAAAGCUAGUAGACGUAAGUUGGGAAAUAUAAAAUUAAUUGGCGAAUUGUACAAAAAGAAGAUGUUGACUGAAAGAAUAAUGCACGAAUGUAUAAAGAAGCUUCUAGGUACAUAUCAAAAUCCAAAUGAGAAGAAUAUCGAGGCAUUAUGCAUAUUAAUGAGCACAAUUGGUGAGAUGAUUGAUCAUCCCAAAGACAAGGAGUAUAUGGAUGCCUAUUUUGACAUCAUGGGUCAAUUGUCCAACAACAUGAAGUUGUCUUCUGGUUUAAGGUUCAUGUUAAAAGAAGCUAUUGAUUUGAGGAAGAAUAAAUGGCAACAAAGAAGGUUUGAUGCUAAUUGUUGGCAAAGAGCUACGAAUUUUGAUAAAGGUUUGAUGUUUGCUCCACAGGGUCCUUAUCAAGUGAGGCACAGAGCUGAUAACAAGUACAAGAUAGGUAAAAUAUAUGCCGAAGAAGAAGCGAAACAGAGGAAGUUGAAGGGUAUACUGGAUAAGCUGACCCCACAAAACUUUGAGAAGUUGUAUAAGCAAGUUAAAGAAGUCAAAAUUGACAAUUCUGUGACUCUGAAUGGAGUAGUUUCUCAGAUCUUUGAGAAGGCUUUAAUGGAGCCAACAUUUUGUGAAAUGUACGCGAAUUUGUGCCAACGUCUUGCUUUUUGGUUGCCAGAAUUAAGUGUUGACAAUGAGAAGAUCACCUUCAGGCGAUUAUUGUUGAACAAGUGUCAAGAAGAAUUUGAGAGGGAAGAAAGAGAAGAACAAGAAGAGAAUAAGGCUGAUAAUGAAGGUGAAGGUGAAGAUGAGACUAAGCAAUCUGAGGAGCUAAGAGAAGAGAUGAGACUCAAUGCUAGGAGACGUAUGUUGGGAAAUAUAAGAUUAAUUGGCGAGUUGUACAAAAAGAAAAUGUUGACUGAAAAAGUAAUGCACGAAUGUAUAAAGAAUCUUCUAGGUCCAUAUCAAAAUCCAAAUGAGAAGAAUAUCAAGGCAUUAUGCAUAUUAAUGAGCACAAUUGGUGAGAGGAUUGAUCAUCGCAAAGCCAAGCAGAAUAUGGAUGCCUAUUUUAAUAUCAUGGCUCAGUUGUCCAACAACAUGAAGUUGUCUUCUGGAUUAAGGUUCAUGUUAAAAGAAGCUAUUGAUUUAAGGAAGAAUAAAUGGCAACAAAGAAGGUUUGAUGCUGAUCGUUGGUAGAGCUACGAAUCCUUUUAAGGGUUUCCCUCAAAUGAAUAGUAAAAUCAAUGUUGUUCCAAUUUCAGAUGCAUCUCUCACCAUUACCCAUUUCUUCAGCCUUCUUUUUCCCAUUUCAUCUGCUUCUUUUCCCCAUUUUUGCUUUCCUCAUCUUUCUCCAUUUCAUCUGAUUCUUUUCCCAUUUCUUCCUGAUUAAAGUCUUGUCCCCAUUCUUUUUAUUUUACAUAUGUUGAGACAUUUCUAAUGAAUUUGAUUUCUUCCGUAAUCAUUCAUCAAAGAAAGAUGUUGCUAAUUUGGUUAAAAGGAGAAGGGAGAAAAACAAUAUUUUGCUGCACCGGUUUGCCUAUUUGGUAGGAGUUUGAUCUUUUUCUUCAUUUUUGUUAUUUUAAUUUAGUGUUUUUUUUACUGAUUUUACCUAAUUUAGGUUUUUUUUUUUUUUGUAUUGUUUUUAUUUAAUUUUGAUGUUAUUUGAUGGUUGUACAUGUUCCAAUACUCAUAUUAAUCGUGUAUAUUUGAUAAGAGGCUAUUUAUUCA
Messenger RNA from Amaranthus tricolor (Joseph's coat), 3003 nucleotides. Its product is annotated as eukaryotic translation initiation factor 4G-like. NCBI's taxonomy places the organism in Eukaryota, Viridiplantae, Streptophyta, Magnoliopsida, Caryophyllales, Amaranthaceae. The record is from RefSeq and is a predicted model, not a curated record. Bases 424 to 2472 code for a protein of 682 amino acids. Gene Ontology annotation, molecular function: mRNA binding; translation initiation factor activity; protein binding. The transcript is spliced from 6 exons. Gene Ontology annotation, cellular component: eukaryotic translation initiation factor 4F complex.